AUGGGCAAACUACAGGAUGUUAUCCGCUUCCUCUUGGCAGCAGGAGGGUCUCCCUCUGAAGACGGGAAAUCGACUUAUCUUUUCUAUGAAGUGAAGAAUAGUCUGUAUAUGGAGACGUGGACUGGAUCUGAAAGAUCCGGCAGAAAGCGGGUUGCUACAGGGGUCCGAACUGGUACCUCUGCACCAGUGAUUUGCUUACGAUACAAGAGACUCUUUACCAUUGACAAAUCUAACAUGCUCAAAUGUUUCACCGAGACAUUGCGAGCUGAAGACGAAGACGAAGAAGAGGAGGAGGAGGAGGAGGAGGAAGAGGAAGAAGAGACCUGGGAGGAGGAAGAUUUGGAGAUAGACGUGCAAGUGCACCCCCAAAGCCGCCUUACCCUCUCCUGUGGCGAUGGAGCAAUAACUGUCGUCUAUCAGAACCCGGACUGCUCCCUUGGUGCCAUUGAAGACGACGGUGAAGGCUGGAAGAAUGCAGAACUUCCAACGUGCAUGGCCUCGCCUGGAACUCCCCUGGCUAGCUUCCAGACCAAGGAUGCCUCGUACUAUAUCUACGUUGGCACUGAGAACACUCCGCGGUAUUUGAAGCACGACACAGAGGGAUGGAAAGACGAGCCAUUUUCAAGCGCAAAGAUUGACGCCGCUUCCUCCAAGAUCUGCGCCGGUGAAGAUGGAACAGCAACCAGUGACCCCAAGCUGUUGCUCUUCUGCCUCGCUGACAACGAGCUCUCCGUCAUCAAGAGAGAAAGCGACAAGGCAGACGUCUUGGGCAUCGUCCGCAAUGGAGAAUACGUGCCGACAUCCGACCAGGAGAAUGUUGAGUACUAUAGUGCUAGCCUAUGCCCUUAUUUCGAGCAUCUGGUGCAAUUUGUGCACGCUGCUCAAGCUAUUGCCUCUCAGAUUUCUCUACCUUUCUUUUCGGGCCCUCAACCCCAACCACAGGAUCCUCAGAUGGCUUACGCUCAUGUGCCCUACCCCCAGACUCCCAUGCCCCCGAUGGCUUGGUCUGCGAUGCCCUACCCUCCGACACCAAAGCCCCAGAUGCCUUAUAUUUCAAUGCCUUACCCUCCGACCCCCUUUUCUCCGGGGCCGUAUGAGAGCAGUCCUCAGUUCAAUGAGCAGUUCAAUCAACAGCGCCCUCCGCGUCAAGAAGCCAUCUACGCUCACCCCCCUUAUGAAAAUGUUGCUCAAAAUGGCCAGCAACCUCUGCAUCAGGGAUUCCCAAUUCGUCAACCCCCUCGCCAGCCUGUUCCUCCUCAGCAAGAUCCUCCUCAGCCCACUGCCGAGCGGCCUGCUGAGCUGCCGAGAAAUAACUUCGGAGGGCACGAAGAGGAGGCAGACGACGAUAUUGCUGGGCCACCCCCUGCUCCUGCAAGACCCGAGCCAAGGAAUGCUCAAGCAGCUGCUGCGACCGAUUCUCAACAACGGCCUGCUACGACGAAUGCCCAACAACGGCCUGCCCCGACAAAUGCUGGAUCAUCCCAUCCACAACGACCUACUCGCCAAGAAUCUUCCGAAGAAGUGGUCAAUGAAGAAGAGACUUUCGAGGAAGAGGAGAACGAAGAAGACGAUUUUGAUGAGCUUGCCCCUCAAGCCACCGCUCAGACUACCCAGAGGAACGCUACAAGGAAUGCUCAGCAUCCCGGUCAACAACAAUCUGCCCCUCAAGCCAACAACGAGUUUACUGAAGAGCCUGAGGAAGAAGCCGACGACGAGCCAUUUGGACAAUAUGUCUCUUCGACUCGCGUGCAAUCUUCUCAGCGGCCUGCUGUAGGGAACACUCAGCGGCCUGCUGUAGGGAACACUCAGCGGCCUGCUGCAGGGAAUACUCAACAGCCUCAUGAGCAGCCACCUCGUCCACAGCAGUCUCAGCGCCAGCCUGGUGUUGAUGGCUAUCGCCAGCCUUCUGUACAAGAAUUUGAGGAAGACGAGUUCGAUGAGCUUGCUCCCGUGCCACCUGUUCAACCAAACCAGCAACCUGCGCCGAGGGGUGGUUCAACAGAUGCCCAGCAUCAUCCUCAACCGCAAGCGGCUGGCCGGCCGACUGCUCGUCAAUCGACCCCUCGACAGGAUUCUCCUCUCCAACAAGCUGCUCGAGGACGACAGCCUCCUUUAGACCAGACUCAAGUCGAUCAACGAGCUGCUCGAGGGACCAUGCCACAACAACAGCAACGACAGCAGCAGCAGCGGCAACAACAACAACAGCAGCAGCAGCAACAACGACAACCACAGCAGCAACAACGGCCGCAGCAGCAGCAGCAGCAGCGCCAGCAAAGAUUCUGGGAGCAGCUUGAUGAACCUUUCUAUGAUCAUCAACUGCAACCGACCUACGAAGAGUCCCUAUGUGAAGAUUUGGAGGACUCUCGCCAACAUACGCCAUAUGCGUAUCCUCCACCCAUCGAUUCGAGAUACGGCUCACCAGCUCCAUACCCAGAAUCCCCAGCCGUUUACCAACGCCGCCGGGGUCCUGCUGUUCAUCACCAUUCUAUUUUCACACAGCAUAGUCGAGUGUAUCCCCACGGUCACUCCCACUAUGGCUCUCAACAGCACAUCACUUGUAGCUCUUCUCAUUCAAGCCGUCACCGCAUAUAUACCCACGAUCGACCUUCAUUCGGGACUCGCGUGCUCCACCAUCUUUUUGGGAGAAGAUGCCCCGGCUGCUAUCGCCGCUACAGGAAGGUCAGCAAGGUCUACCAUCAUACUCAUGACUACGUCACGUAUGAGAAGACCUGUAGGUGUCGAUGA
Messenger RNA from Trichoderma reesei QM6a, 2745 nucleotides. RefSeq lists its product as uncharacterized. Lineage: Eukaryota; Fungi; Ascomycota; Sordariomycetes; Hypocreales; Hypocreaceae. The record is from RefSeq and is a predicted model, not a curated record. The transcript is spliced from 3 exons. The coding region runs from base 1 to 2745 and encodes 914 amino acids.